Molecule: messenger RNA, 2257 nt
Organism: Theobroma umbraticum
Lineage: Eukaryota; Viridiplantae; Streptophyta; Magnoliopsida; Malvales; Malvaceae
Product: SWI/SNF complex component SNF12 homolog
Source: RefSeq, a predicted model, not a curated record
UGUUCAGAAAGGAGAGAGCAGAUUUGAUUUGGCUCCGUUUUCCUUGAACCAAAGUGAGAAAGGAAAAUUCAAUAUUUGUUUUUCUGAUUUUAAAAAGUGGAAGGGAGAGGAAAAAAAGGCGCUCCUUUACCCGAUCUGAGACAGAAAGAAAGAGCAGGGGAGCAAAGCAGAACCGGACCGGAAUACUCAGCUCUUUGUCAUUGGCUUUGGUUGGCUACGUGUGGGAUAAUAUGCUUUGGUGGAAUAGUGUGGUUUAGCUUUUGAGAGAUAUUUUGGUUUAUAGUUGGCUGUUUUCGAUGAAUAACAAUAACCUACCAAAGACAUUUGGGGCUCCAUCCCAGUUUGCAAACUCUGGAAAUGUGGCACAAUCGCAAUCGAUGCCCAUGAACAAUCAACCCCAACUUCUUUCUCAGGCACAACCUCAAACACAAGGUGGGCCUCAGUUUCCAGGCCACUUUCAGUUGUCUGAGCCUCAAGCUCAGGUGCUUGCGCAGGCACAGUAUGUGCAGGCUCAUGCUCAAGCUCAAGCUCAAGCUGCCCAUUCCCAAUUCCAAGCUCAGGUGCAAUCACAAAAUGUCAGUAAUAGUAAUGCGACUGCAACCCCUUCCCCUGUGGUUUCCACCCCUGGCUCUGGAAGUGCCAAGCGGUCUUCUCAGAAGCCACCUUCCAAACAUUCUAGUUCAUCUAAUAGUAAUAUGGCUUCUCUGUUUAAAACAAUGGAGUUAACCCCUGCUGCUCAUAGAAAAAAGCGGAAGGUUCCUGAGAGACAAAUACCUGAUAAGGUCGCAGCAAUGUUACCGGAGUGUGCUUUAUACACACAGUUGCUUGAAUUUGAGGCUAAGGUGGAUGCUGCUUUGUCAAGAAAGAAGAGCGACAUUCAACAGUCGCUUAAAAAUCCUCCUUGUGUUCAGAAGACGCUUAGAUUAUAUGUCUUCAAUACUUAUUCCAAUCAGGGACAAACAGAUCCUGACAAGACGAGUACAGAGGCUCCAUCAUGGUCACUUAAGAUCAUUGGUAGAAUAUUGGAAGAUGGGAAAGACCCUGUUGUUGCUGGAAAGGUGCAGAAAUCAUACCCCAAAUUCUCAUCUUUCUUCAAGAAAAUUACAAUAUACUUGGACGCAAGUCUCUAUCCAGAUAACCAUGUGAUUUUGUGGGAGAGUGCUAGAUCGCCGGCCCUUCAUGAGGGCUUUGAGGUGAAGAGGAAAGGUGACAAGGAAUCUACUGCAAGAAUACGACUAGAAAUGAAUUAUAUGCCUGAACGAUUUAAACUUUCACCUGCUCUAGCAGAAGUCCUGGGAAUUGAAGUAGACACUCGCCCAAGAGUCAUGGCUGCAAUUUGGCAUUAUGUAAAGUGUAAGAAGUUACAGAAUUAUGAAGACAACUCCUUCUUUGCAUGUGAUCCCCCUCUUCAGAAGGUAUUUGGGGAAGAAAAAAUGAAAUUCAUAAUGGUUCCACACAAGAUAACACAGCAUUUAACGCCUCUACAGCCUAUACAUUUGGAGCACAGGAUCAAGCUUUCAGGGAACUGCCCUGUUGGAUCUACUUGUUAUGAUGUCCUAGUUGAUGUGCCUUUUCCAUUAGAAAAGGAAAAGUCUGCAUUCUUAGCAAACAUGGAGAAGAACAAAGAUAUUGAUGCUUGCAAUGAAGUAAUUUGUGCUGCUAUAAAGAAAAUACACGAGCAUUACCGGAGACGAGCUUUCUUCCUUGGUUUCAGCCAGUCUCCAGGAGAGUUUAUUAAUGCUUUAAUUGCUUCGCAAAGUAAGGAUCUGAAGCUCUUUGCUGGGGAUGCUAGUGAUAAUGCUGAAAAGGAGCGGCGAUCUGAAUUCUAUAACCAACCAUGGAUUGAAGAUGCUGUAAUCCGCUACCUCAAUCGCAAGUCUAUGGGAGGAAAAGAAAACAUUCUGAGUGGCACUUUGGAUGGAAAACUUCCUCAAAAGUAACUCGAUUCAACAUGGUGUUUAUUGGCCCAUCAAGAAACACCUUUGAUUGGCUAAAUGCAAAGUGCUUAUUUCCGAAUUGUCCCAAAUCUCGAAGCGCUUUGUUUUUAUGCUGUUUGAUUCACUAAACCCUCUAGAAUACUUAUUUUGUUAUUAUGCUCUUAAGGGUUUGAGAUAAUUAAAGCACUGAGCGCGUGUAAUGUAAGUUGAUUUGCUUUCCAUGUUCCUAGGUGUAUAUUAAGAGGAAGGGAAUUUUGUAUCUUUCCACUGAUUAAUUAAUAGUUCAUAUUAACUGGGAAAAAGAACUAAUUCCCCUCUCA